UUUUUCUCAUUCAUUUGUAAACUUAAUGAAUUCAAUAGUAUUCUUGUUUAUUAAUUCAUAAAAUAUUUGGUUUGUCUAGAAAGAAUUAAUGAAAAGACCAAAUUAAUGUGGUACAUAUUGAGGUAUUGAUCAAAAUUCAUGGGUUUGCCGAGAUUUAAACGUCCUGUAGGGACUAGAGAACCAAGUUCAAAUCUUUAUGUGGCCAAUUGUGGACCUGCGGUUGGACUAACUUUGGACACAAUUGAAGCUGUAUUUGGUGCAUAUGGCCAAGUUAAGGGAGUCCAUCUCGCUGAUGAAAGUGGCACUAGAGUUAUUGUGUCUUAUCAUGAAGAGAAGUCGGCAGAAUCUGCCCUGACGGCGUUGAAUAGACGUGCAUGUCCUGAGCUCGGUGGCCGGUCUUUGCAUAUUCAGUAUUCAGUACCCUCUGUUUGUCAGGUUGCAGUUGAUGACUCAAUUCAGGUGUCUAUGGAAGCUUCAGAGUUAGAUAUUCCUGGUCUUUACUUGAUUCAUGACUUUAUCAGUGCCAAAGAGGAGGAGGAACUACUUGCAGCAGUUGAUACAAGGCCUUGGCAAAAACUUGCUAAAAGAAGGGUCCAACAUUAUGGCUAUGAGUUCCAAUAUAGUACAAGGAAUGUCAACACAAACCAGUACUUGGGUGAACUUCCAUCAUUUCUUUCCCCAAUACUUGAAAAGAUGUCAUUGUUUCAAAAGCGUGGUUACACUGGAACUGUACUUUUGGACCAGCUCACAGUUAAUGAAUAUCCACCCGGAGUGGGUUUGUCUCCGCAUAUUGACACCCAUUCAGCAUUUGAAGGAUUAAUAUUCAGCCUUUCAUUGGCAGGGCCUUGCAUCAUGGAGUUCAGAAAGUAUUCUACUGGUGUUUGGCCUACAAGCCCCGACACAUUAAGUGAUGAAGAGGCUCAAAAUUCCGACAAGAGCUCAAAGCUCUUGAGGAGGGCUAUUUAUCUUCCCCCUCGAUCUAUUCUUUUAUUAUCAGGGGAAGCACGCUAUGCUUGGCACCAUUACAUUCCACACCAUAAGAUUGAUGUAGUGAACGACACCAGAAUCAGAAGGGCUUCAAGAAGAGUGUCCUUUACAUUGCGCAAGGUAAGAAAAGGACCAUGCGAGUGUAAGUUCCCCGAAUACUGUGAUUCUCAGAAGCAAAAGACAAUUAUACACUGAUUAUGCUUUGCCAGAAACCAGAAGAUUCAAUCGAUGAUAAUUCAUUUCGCGUGGGUAUCUUCUGUAUGAAUUUUGUUACAAACAACAACCCAGGCCAGGUCGAGAACUGUAUCAUAUUUAAGUUGGAAUGAGAUGCUAUGUCAAAUUUUCUUGCAUCCUUUUCUGUUUUCGUUUGUUUGCAAGAAGAGGGAUUAGUCUUGCACUCUUGUCUAGUGCAGCAGAAUUCCAGGACAUAUAUAUCUGUUUUCUAUUUCUUAAAGCAGACUUUAGUCUUUAACUAUGUUGCCCUGGUCCUUCAAAAAUAACAUUGAGUUUGUGUCA
Molecule: messenger RNA, 1503 nt
Organism: Lycium ferocissimum
Lineage: Eukaryota; Viridiplantae; Streptophyta; Magnoliopsida; Solanales; Solanaceae
Product: alkylated DNA repair protein ALKBH8 homolog
Exons: 8
Coding region: 139-1182 (347 amino acids)
Biological process (GO): oxidative demethylation
Molecular function (GO): demethylase activity; oxidoreductase activity; RNA binding
Source: RefSeq, a predicted model, not a curated record